AUGAACGGUGGUAAUCCUUGCGCCGACCCUCCUUUCCUAGGCGUGCAGUGCGACUCAGAGGGGCGCGUGCAGUCCAUCUCGCUGGUGAAUCGCGACCUCGUCGGCAGCGUGCCGGACGAGCUGUCGCAGGUGAACGAGCUGAUCAGCCUGAACCUGGACCAGAAUAAGCUCACGGGGGUUAUUCCCAACACGCUUAAUAACCUCGUGCACCUGCAAUCCGCGUCGAUAUGCUGCAACCUGCUCAGCGGGCAGAUCCCGGACUUGAGUCCCAUGACAGCGCUCAACCUGCUGCAUCUCGAUGGCAACUUCUUGCAAGACGCCAUUCCUGAAUCUCUUGCCAAUCUACUCCAGCUUAAGGACCUUCAGCUGAACAACAACCACCUGUCGGGUACAGUGCCUUCCGUGCUCGGCAAUCUCCAGGCGCUCACCGUGCUGCGCCUCGACCACAACUACCUCAGCGGCACGCUGCCGUCCUCGCUGUCGUGGCUCGCCACCACCCCCAACGCCGUCUUUAACUUCACCGAGAAUCUCUCCGACUUCUGCGGGCCCGCAGGGCUCGGCGUUCCGCUCUGCCCCGACGAUCCCAAUUACGUUCCCCCCGGCACUGCUGCGCCUCCAUCUGCGCCUCCCUCCGAAGCACCGCCGUCCAGCCCCUCUCCGUCUCCCGUCCCCCCCGCCCCCCCCGCCCCCCCCGCCCCCUCCGGCGGAGAAGCGCCCCCGUCCAAUCCUCCUCCCGCACCUACCCCCGACUCUUCCGGAUCGUCAAAUUUAUCUCCAUCCGAUUCCGCAAGCGGUGGUGGCAACAGCUCCAGCAGCAACAGCAGCAGCAGUAGCGGCGGGGGCGGAGUUAGCAUAGCGGUUAUCGCGGGCGUGGCCGGGGGCGUUGCGGCUCUUUCGGUGAUGGGGUUGUUCGCGUGCUACUGUCUGCGCGCGCGCAAGCGGAAGACUGUGGUUAACGCCGCUGCGGGCGGGGCGGCGGGCGGGACGGGAGAGGCUGCGGAGAUGAUGGAGAAAGGGCAGGUCGCCGCUAUGGUUCCUGGCAAGGGCGGGAGCGCGGGCAAAGCGGGAGCAGCGGCGCGCAUUGCGUCCAUCAAGAAAGCGAGCGCAAGCGCAGAAGGCGGAGCCAGUGGUCGCAGGGGCGUGGGAGGGUCUGGUCGCGGUGGUGCAGACGCAGCACCCGGAGCGGUGGACAUCGGUGCUGGCGCGCAAGCCAACAGCCGGCCAUCGCCAAUAACGAUAACGGUUGAAAAGGCAGGGGCAGCAACGGGAGAUGUCACAGCGCCGUUGAUUUCCGCUACUGGGGGAACAGCGUCUGGCGGAGGGGGGGGAGGCGCAGGAGCAGCGGCGGGGGCAGUAGCAGGCGUUGCUGCUGCCGCCGCAGCUGUUGGCGUGGGCGCGGCUGUAGCAGCAAGUCAGGAUAAGCGGAAGAGCAGUCCCAAGGAGCCGAGCAGCAUCCGCGGAAGCAGCAGCGCUCGCAGCAGCACGGAUGGGGAGGAGGGUGGUGGAGCGAGUGCAAGUGGCAGAAACGGACUCGUCCCGCUUCCCACGCUCAAGUCCCUGAAUUCUGGGAAGAACCCGCGGGGUGCCUUGGGGCUGUCCGGUGCAUCUGGUGCUGCAGCAGGCAAUUCGGAAGGAGACGCGGCGGAUAGGAAUAGGGGCAAGGAGGCAGAGAGGGGCGGGGAGAAGGGAAAGGCUGGGUCAGAGAAGCCUUCGGCUCCUGCUGCAGUGGCGGUGGGAGUGGCGUAUGGCAACGCGGGGAGAGCCCUGAGAGCGGCUGAUCUAGAUCUUGACGAGAAGGGCGCGGGUGGAUCCGCCACGGGGGAUGGCAGCAGCGUAGGGGGAGACGACGACGGCAGUGACACGGGAGGGGCUGCGGGCAGCGGCGCUGCUGCAUCCGCCGCUGCUGCUGCCGGGGGUGCUGGUGCUGGGUUGGGCCGCGCUGGGGUGUCUCGAGGAAAAGCAGGAUCAGGGCGAGAGCUUGGCAGUCCUGGUGCUGGGGGCGGGGGCACGUGGGCGGGGGGGUCAGACGCAGCGUCUGAGGCGUCAGAGGAGAGCGGCAAGGGCGGGUGGGAGCGCGCGUUUUCGUUCUCGGAGCUGGCACUGGCGACGAACGACUUUGGGGCGCGUGGGCAGCGGAACGUGGUGGGGCAGGGGCGCAAUGGGACGGUGUACAAGGCGAGACUGCCGGAUGGCACCACUGUUGCUGUCAAGCGGCUCAGCAAUAACAAUCCGGACCAGACAGUGCGCGAGUUCCGCUUCGAGGCGGACGCCAUGGCGCACGCGCGGCACCCGAACGUGGUGGCGCUGCUGGGGUGCUGCGCGGAGGGCGACGAGCGCAUGCUCAUCAGCGAGUUCGUCCCCAACGGCUCUCUCGAGCUCUGGCUGCACGGCGCGGGCGCGGGGGGCGGCGCGUUCGGCGCGGGCCCCGCGGAGCCCAUGGAGUGGCCGCUGCGCGUGCAUGUGGCGCUGGGAUGCGCGCGAGGUCUGGCAUACCUGCAUGAGGGCACGGACGUGCGGGUGGUGCACAGGGAUGUGAAGGCCAGCAACGUGCUGCUGGACGCGCAGUGGAACCCCAAGCUGGGCGACUUUGCACUCGCCAAGAUCAUGGCCAAGGAGCAGACGCACGCUGCCACUCGCGUCGUCGGCACGUACGGGUACGUGGCGCCAGAGUAUCUGAACACGGGCAUUCUCACGGAGCGCAGUGACGUGUACAGCUAUGGCGUGCUGCUGCUGGAGCUCGUCACGGGCCGACGCCCCAUCGAUAACCACCUGCCGCCCGAACAGGUGGACGUGGUGCGGUGGGUGAAGCGGCUGGCAGCAGAGGAGCGAGUGGGCGAGGCACUAGACCCGCGCAUAGCGGGCACGGUACCGGCAGACGAUGUGGAGUACGUGGUGGGCAUCGCGCUGCGCUGCAUCGAUGCUAAUGCGCUCAAGCGCCCGCGCAUGAAGCAGAUCGUGCACAUGCUCGAGAGCGAAGACCCAGCGCUGAGAGACGGCUGGGUGGCAAAGAGGCCGACUCCUGCUAGUGCCAAGGCGCUACGUGAUUCCAGUCCCUCAUGGUACCACCGCAACGCUGCCUCAGACUCCCCUGCAGCACCCUCCUCCGCCAUGGCGAUUUCCCGAGCCAGCCCUCGAAGCUCCAGCCCCCGGUUCGGCGGGGCAGGUCCGGGGAUCCCUGCGCCUGGUUCGGCGCGCGCAGCCGGCACGAGGCACACGGACAUGCUUCGCUCGGGCAGCCCGAGGAAUUUCGUCGGCGGCGCCACGGGCAGCAGCCCGAAGGCAGCGGAUAUUGGCGGGAUGAUUGCGUCAGCUGCCAUGAAAGCAGGUGUGGUGGGUGGAAGUCCUCGAGCAGGUGGGUAUAUAGGGUACAGCCCCACUAGAAGCGGAGGGGCGGUACCAGUUUCACCCCCAUCAGCCAGGAAUGGCGGUGGUGGUGGUGGUGGUGGUGCUUCUGCAGGGGGACGAUCAGCAAGGGUGGGUGCAAGCCCACCAAAGGUUCCUGCUUAUGCACAGGGAGGAAGCCCCUCUGCUGCCCGGCUUGGUGGUGUGGGAAUGGGAGCUGGAGGGAUGAGGGGAGGCAGUCCAGGGGGUGCAGGGUACAGAACUGGCUCCAGUCCGAAUGCGCCAUUGUAUGGGGUGGGUUCCGGAGGGGUGUAUGGGCAAGGAGGGUCCGGCAGGGGUGGGGAUGGUGGCGGUUCUGGUGAUGGCAUUAUUUCAAAGUCGAGAGAACGAGCAAUGGCGCAGCCGCGCAAGUUCCUGGUGGCGGUGGACGACAGCGAGGUGUCGGCGUACGCGUUCACGUGGGCCAUCACCAACCUCUUCCGCCCCGCCGACUCCGCGCUCGUGCUCACCGCCAAGAACUACGCGCCCGACAUGCCGCUGCCCACCGCCGAUAUCGCCGCUGGGGGCGAGUACGCGGUGCCGCUGGUGGCGCCAGUGUCGCCGGAGGAGCAGCUGGCGGUGGAGGAGCGCGCGCGCGCGCUGGUGGACAAGUACAUGCGCCAGUGCGAACAGGCCAAGGUGGUGAGUGAGGGCGAGGUGGUGCAGGGCGACCCCGGGCCGCACAUCGUGAGCGAGGCAGCGCGCGUCGCGGCGGACGCGCUCGUCCUGGGCAGCCAUGGCCGCGGGAUCCUCGGCAGGACCUUUCUGGGCAGCAUUAGUGACUAUGUGCGCCACCACUCCACCGUGCCGGUGGUGAUCGUGCGGCAGCCCAAGGCGGGGGAGGCGGCGCACGACGCGCUCACGAGCUCGGGCAUGGCGCGGCGGAUCGUUGUCGCCGUGGACGAGAGCAGUGAGGCGGAGUUCGCGUUCGCGUGGGCGAUGCGGCACGUGGUGCGCGACGGCGACCGCCUCACGGUGCUGCACGUGCAGAACCCCAUCGCCGCGCCCACCUCGCUCGGCAUCGCAGACCAGUUCGGCAUGGAGGACGUGUACAUGCCGCCCGACACGAGCAACCGCGCCAACGUGCGCGCACUGGACGACAGCGAGAAGCUCGUCGAACGAUUCAUGGGGCUCGUCGCCGCUAGCAGCAAGGCGGAGUGCGAGGGCAGGGUGGUGAUGGGUCCCACGGAGGAGCGACUGGUGGAGGAGCUCAAGCAGCUCACCGCUGACCUGGCUGUCGUUGGCACGCGCGACCACGACGUCAUCUCCCGCACGUUCUUGGGAAGCGUCAGCGACUAUCUCGCACACAACUGCCCGUGUCCGCUGGUGGUAGCCAAGAUGCCAAAGCCCGCAUCUCGCCCGGGAUCCACCCAGGCCUCUCCUCGUGACUCCCACCAGCACGCCAUCUGA
Closterium sp. NIES-65 is the source of this 4791-nucleotide messenger RNA. NCBI's taxonomy places the organism in Eukaryota, Viridiplantae, Streptophyta, Zygnematophyceae, Desmidiales, Closteriaceae. The record is from the annotation of a GenBank genome assembly.